GCAGCGAGGAUGGCCCGUACCAAGCAGACGGCUCGUAAAUCCACCGGCGGGAAAGCGCCCCGCAAGCAGCUCGCCACCAAGGCUGCCCGGAAAAGCGCCCCUGCCACGGGCGGGGUGAAGAAGCCCCAUCGCUACCGCCCCGGCACUGUGGCCCUGCGGGAAAUCCGCCGCUACCAGAAAUCCACCGAGCUGCUGAUCCGCAAGCUGCCCUUCCAGCGCCUGGUGCGGGAGAUCGCCCAGGACUUCAAGACGGAUCUGCGCUUCCAGAGCUCGGCCGUCAUGGCCCUGCAGGAGGCGAGCGAGGCUUACCUGGUGGGGCUCUUCGAGGACACCAACCUGUGCGCCAUCCACGCCAAGCGAGUCACCAUCAUGCCCAAGGACAUCCAGCUGGCGCGCCGCAUCCGCGGGGAGAGGUUUAUUGUUGUUUGCUUUAUUUUUGUAGUCAUGUCAGGUCGUGGAAAGGGCGGUAAAGGGCUGGGGAAAGGUGGUGCUAAGAGACAUCGUAAAGUGUUGCGGGAUAAUAUCCAGGGCAUCACUAAACCGGCUAUUCGCCGCUUGGCUCGCCGCGGUGGGGUGAAGCGUAUCUCGGGAUUGAUCUACGAAGAGACCCGCGGGGUGCUGAAGGUUUUCCUGGAGAACGUGAUCCGCGAUGCGGUGACCUACACCGAGCACGCCAAGCGGAAGACGGUGACGGCUAUGGAUGUGGUGUACGCCCUUAAGCGCCAGGGGCGCACCCUGUAUGGCUUCGGGGGCUGAUUUAGUUCUUCAAUGUGUGAAACGCGUUUAUUCGACCCAAAGGCUCUUUUAAGAGCCACC
Molecule: messenger RNA, 816 nt
Organism: Mauremys reevesii (Reeves's turtle)
Lineage: Eukaryota; Metazoa; Chordata; Testudines; Geoemydidae
Product: histone H3-like
Exons: 2
Coding region: 10-756 (248 amino acids)
Cellular component (GO): nucleosome
Molecular function (GO): DNA binding; structural constituent of chromatin; protein heterodimerization activity
Source: RefSeq, a predicted model, not a curated record